Messenger RNA from Gloeophyllum trabeum ATCC 11539, 1210 nucleotides. RefSeq lists its product as uncharacterized. NCBI's taxonomy places the organism in Eukaryota, Fungi, Basidiomycota, Agaricomycetes, Gloeophyllales, Gloeophyllaceae. The record is from RefSeq and is a predicted model, not a curated record. Bases 220 to 1011 code for a protein of 263 amino acids. The transcript has 5 exons.
CUACUAUCGCGGGCGAGUUUGCCUCAGCCUCCAAGGCUUCCUUUCUCUUAAGCCUUUCACGAAAGCCCGUUCAGCUGGUGCUGGGACACUUGCUGGGUUAACGAUCCUUCAUUUCUUUGAGCACUUGAGUUCUGCGUUGCUGUACUCUGUCUCUUGCUUUGCUUUGCUUGUAUCGUCUACUCCACCUUGAGAUACGAACGAUAUGUUGCCGCCACGAGCAUGUAUAUAUUCAUUGGCCUGAAUAUUGUCAGAGCCCUGAGCAUCAUUGCUCUGCUGCUAGUUUUCUCGAGCAGUAUCUUCACCUUGGUCAACGACGUCGAAGCCGCGAACGCGUUCAUGGCUGCCAAGAAGGCGGGGAAUGCCACCGAGACGUCAGACAUGGUCGAUUGCGAUUACGUCGAAGGGAGCACAGUCCCCAACCAGCCCGCAGGCGAAUUCUGGGCGGUCCUCAACCGCCUGCUCAUCAUAUUCCAAGUCAUCAUCCUGAUCCUUUCGGAAAUCGGCUGGCCCAUGAAGGCCUUUGACAAGUGGUUCCCGGUCCUGGGCAGCAACUUCGGCGUCGGAGCCCUGGGCGUCAUUCAAUGCCUUAUUGGCGCCGCCGUUCUCUCCCACCACGUGGACGACUUCUCGCUCGUCUCGGCGUUCUUCCUGUUCGCCCUUGGGUGCCUGAACAUAGCCAUCGGGCUCAUCUUCCGUGCUUCCGUCAAGACAAGACGGUCCAUUACGUCCUGGAAGGAACGCGCCAAGGAUGUCCUGCCGCCGCCUGUUGCUGGUCUGAUGAGCCCGCCGGCGGCUUCUUUCAUGUCCAGUGUCUUCAGUACCGAGAAGCAACCUGAGCGGCCUAUGAGCCCGGAGGAGGUCUUGGCUACGAGGCCUGGGUUUGGGUUCGGCAGACAGGGAGAAAAGAAGGCUGCCUUGAAGGGUUUCCUGCUGCAAAGACCGGUGGAAUCGCUGCCGAGAUAUGCACCGAAGCCCACGUCCGAGUCCGGGCAUGCUGACGAGAAGGAUUAGGGCGAUCAGGCUGUUCGGCCUCCUCCUUGGACGAUGGACUUCGGACCUGGGUUUCGGCUUCAUGGCCAGACGGCCCAAUACAUAUUGUACACCCACGUGUCUCUCGAGGACGUGAUACUAUUGGCUCGACCUUCACUAUAGGCAGCAUCUCGUUAAUAUCCGAUGUAUCAAGUAGAAGCACUGCUCUGUAUUAUUCCGG